Molecule: messenger RNA, 3722 nt
Organism: Tetranychus urticae (two-spotted spider mite)
Lineage: Eukaryota; Metazoa; Arthropoda; Arachnida; Trombidiformes; Tetranychidae
Source: RefSeq, a predicted model, not a curated record
AUCAGAUCGGAACAUCAGCAACUCAAUUUAAGUCUGAAUUUCUAAUAAAUUUACCUUACUAACAGUAGUUACAGUUAGUAGUUGGAUUUUUGUAGCAUCAGCGACAGUGAAAUAUUAUUUCUUUAGAUACUUUGCCUAAUAAUGAAAGCGAAUAUUUGAUAAGCUUUUGCUUCAACGAGAUGAUGAUUCUUGGCGAUCUUCAAGGAUUCUUAAUAGAUGAGUGGUCAAACUAGACUAAAUUAAAUUGAAAUUGUAAUUAAAAAUAACAGCAUUGAAGCCAUGAGCUGAAUUUCAAUGAAACAUCACAGCACCAUCUAUUGACUGAAACAUGACUGUAAUCAUUAUUCGUCGAGUUAAAAUUUUUGUCAUUAAAGAUAAUUGUUGACAGAUAUGCCAGUAAUAGAAGACGAUGGAAUCAUUGAUAUAGAGGAUAUUAUUCAAGCAAAUGGCGCGGAUGAAAUUGAACGAGUACUUCACAAUGAAUUGAUUAUUCGACCAAAGACCAAUGACAAAGCAACUCGAGAUGAAGAGUAUAGCUUCAACAGUUUCGUUCCAGGAACUCAUAAGAUAUUUGUGAAAACUUGGGGUUGCUCUCAUAAUAAUAGUGAUGGUGAAUACAUGGCUGGUUUAUUAGCUUCAAAUGGAUAUAAAAUCGUAAACACAGAAGAUGAAGCUGAUUUGGUUGUACUGAACAGUUGUACGGUUAAAAAUCCAUCUGAAGAUCAUUUUCGUAAUGCAAUUAACUCGGCCAAAGACAAAAACAAAUUCGUUGUGGUUGCUGGCUGUGUUUCUCAAGCCACACCAAAUGUUGGUUAUCUUAAAAAUUUGAGUAUUCUUGGUGUUCAACAGAUUGACAGAGUUGUUGAAGUUGUCGAGGAAACCUUGAAAGGAAAUAGAGUCCGAUUGUUGGGUAAAAAAAAGGUUAACAGAAGAAAAGCUGGCGGUGCUUCUCUUAACUUACCCAAGAUUCGUCGUAAUCCACUAAUAGAGAUUAUUCCUAUUAGCACAGGAUGCCUAAAUCAGUGUACAUAUUGUAAAACUAAACACGCUCGUGGAGAUUUGGGUAGCUAUCCAAUUGGGGAAAUAGUAAACCGUGCAGUUGAAGCAUUUAAAGAAGGCUGUAAAGAGAUUUGGCUAACCUCCGAAGAUACUGGCGCUUAUGGUAAAGAUAUUGAUUGUAGUUUGCCUCAGCUGUUGUAUGCCUUAAUUAAUGUGAUCCCUGAUGGAUGUUAUCUUCGUCUUGGGAUGACUAACCCGCCAUACAUCAAGGAUUAUCUUGAAGAUAUGGGCAAAAUUCUAUCACAUCAUCGUGUUUACUCUUUCCUUCAUAUACCAGUACAAUCAGGGAGCGACCAGGUUUUAUCUGAUAUGAGACGUGAAUAUUUUCGACGAGAUUUCGAAGACAUUGUUGAGUACCUUCGACAAAGAGUUCCUGGAAUAACAAUAGCAACUGAUAUUAUUUGUGGUUUUCCUACUGAAACUGCAGCAGAUUUUGCAGAGACAUUACAGUUGGUCGCAAAAUAUAGAUUCCCUAUUUUGUUUAUCAAUCAAUUUUACCCAAGACCGGGCACGGUUGCUGCCAAGAUGGAACGAAUACCAGCCAAUCAGGUUAGAGAGCGAACCAAAAAACUGACGGAACUAUUUGAAUCUCAUCAACCAUAUGAAGGACGUAUUGGUCAAAUUUAUAGCGUUCUCGUUACCGAAGAGUCGAGAGAUCACAGAUAUUGGGUAGGACACAACAAAUGUUACGAGCAAAUUUUAAUUCUUAAAGACACAAAUCUUUUGGGUUGUACGAUAAAAGUCCAUAUUGUCUCGGUGGCUCGUUAUUAUAUGAUUGGUGAACCAUUCAGAUUCACAAUGUCUUCCGUAAUUAGUACACAAAAUAUUGCCUUCAUUACCGGACUUGCCCUGGUUUCUGGACUAAUUUUAAUGAAAAUCAAAUUGAAACUCUAAUUGGUACUAUUGGAAAGGAGAAACUAAACGCCAUUCGCAUAUUUAAUAUUGCCUAAUACAAUGAUAAACUCAUCAUUUGGCUGACUAAUUUCUGCAUCAGUCUCUUUGUGCUCAUAUUUUACCAGACUUUUUCGCCCUCUGCACUCUUUUUUCAUCUCUUUCUUUCUUCUCACCCAAUUUCUCCCCCCUUCUUUAUCUCUCUCUACGCUUGCCUUUCUUUCGAUUUUUCUUUCUCUUCGCUUUUCUGGUAGGUUUUGGAUCAUACUUAGGACAAGGACUAAAUGGCAGACCCUUAAAAGAAGGGAGAAAGGAAGAGAGUUGUAGGAAGGAGAGAGAUAAUCAUUUAUCUGCUUAUUUGACCAAAAACUAAUCAAUUGUUGUCAUCAAAAUUUACAUUGUGAACAUUGCAUUUUAACCAUCAUUUUCAUCACCAGUUUACUUUUUAAUUGCCAACAACUCUUCUUGUUCAAUCUAAAUGUGAGAGAUGCGAUUGGAACCAGAAGAAAGACGAAAUUAUGUUUUUCAACAGCUUGACGAUUAUGGUCGGAUUUAUAUGAACUGCCUGGAGCUGUUCGUUUAUAAGCUAUGGUCUCGUCAACGACUUCUAUUAAAGAAUAACAAGAUUUUUGAGGAAAAAUUGAUGACUAUUAGUGAAGUUAUCGGUACUCUAACCUCGCAUGAUGCCAUUGUUGAGAAUAACAAAACUGACUGUGAGAGGUUAGAAAAAAGUAUUCAAAAAAUUCACCGCGUCGUGUUCAUUCCUCCAAAUGCUGAAUCUGAUAUUCACAUGGUUAACGAUUUACUGGUCAAGGAAGUUGAAUGGAUGGGUCUUGUCCCUAUUCAGGGUAGAUCUCAGUUGAUGUCGCCCCUCUGUUCACCUCCUAUUAAUCGAGAGGUUCAUUCAGUCAUUAAGUCACAGUCAUCAGCAUCAGCUACUUCCGCUGACCGCGGACGUUCAAAUGGAUCUGCUGGUGGUUCUGUUCCAAAGAAACCACGAAACAAUCGAACCAAAGAAGAAGAUAAGAAUAAUUGUGAAGGAUCAGAAAACAGUUUACAAAAGAUUCAUCAUGUCGUAUUCAUUCCUCCAAGCAAUGGUCCUGAUCUCCAAAUGGUAAACGAUUUACUGGUCAAAGAGGAUGAAUGGAUGGCUCUUGCUCCUAGUCCAAGUGGAUCUCAAUUGAUGUCACCUAUCGGUUCAGGACAACUUGACCGAGGUAACCAUCAUCCAGUCAUAGUGUCACAGUCAUCAUCAUCAUCAAAUAAUUCUGAGAGUAGACGUUCCAAUGGAUCCGCUGCUGGAUCUGGGCAAAAGAAAUCGCGUAAUAAUCGAACCAAAGACGACAAAGAGAUUGUAAAAUGCUGUGCUCAAAAAGGUUGCCAAUAUAUUGAACGAGAUAAUGCCAAUAAUAUGAGGAAACAUUAUCGUAACUGGCAUGAUGACACUGAAUAUCCGCCUGCUCCAUAUAUCAAAAAAGAAAUGCCAUCAGAGACAGUAAAUCAAUAUCUGCACGAUUGGAUGGUACAAAGAAAAAAGAAACAGCCUCGAGGACCUCGUAGUGCAUCGCGCGAGAGCUUGAGCAUACAGUGUAAUUGAAAUGGACUACUUAUUUUCUGAACUUCUAUUUUGUCUUUUCUACUAAUCUAUUUUUCACCUUUUUAUACUCAUCAUUUUGAAAUUGACUUCAACAACAUUCUUAAAUGACAAAUGAUUAAUAAAUCAUAAAUAUUUAAAUAACAAUGAAUAACGAGAAUAAAAGAUUAAAUAAAUA